CCAUCCCGGCAGGUGGCGCUGCAACCACAACAUAUGUGGACUGACACACACGAAGAAAUUCACUAUGGAAUUCACCCAUGCGUCUUCCGUAGUCUCUAGUAACAGCAUCAAGCAAGCAGACUUGUGUGAUAUUAAAAUAUGAACUAUACACAUCCAAUGACAGGUAAAGAAGGGGAAGGAAUGAGCCACAAAACAAGAAAGGAAGUCAUACACACCUUUCAAGUCAACUUCUUCGCCACGAGUCUUUUAAAUACAUUUCCAUGGGAUGCUUUAGACAGAGAAAUUAUGACUACAACAACUUCAGACAUCAUAAUGGAGAUUCUUCAGAAGACAUGUUUACAUCCGAUUUGCCUCAAGAAUCCCCCCUCUUUGAAAUACAGAAGACGCUUCCUGACAGAAUUGAUAAAAAGGCAUGAGAUGUUGGCUGCUGAACCUCUGGAUGUACUGUAUGAAGCGCUCGGAGAGGUCAUAUGUGCACAGGAGGAGGACAUGUGCUACAAAACCUACUUAUUGCCAACAGGAGAUGCUGUUAGUCUAGCAGAGAACGUGGCUCUCAUCUCCCAAGGAACCACAGGUCUGGUUACCUGGGAGGCUGCCCUGUAUCUGUCUGAAUGGGCUUUGGAGAAUACACACAUCUUCAAAAACAAGACAGUGCUAGAGCUGGGCAGCGGAAUUGGACUUACUGGCAUUGUAGUGUGUCGGUCAUCCAGCCUAACCAAAUACAUCUUCAGCGACUGCCAUCAAACUGUCCUUCAGAGGCUGAAGGACAAUAUCACAAACUGCUUAACUAACUGUGACAGCAACAGUGCGUCAGUGUGUGUGGAGGAACUGGACUGGGAAAAUGUGUCUGACGAGCAGCUGCAAAGAAUACAGGCCAACACCAUCAUUGCCGCAGAUGUGGUGUAUGAUCCUGAUAUAAUUGCUUGUUUGGUGAGACUGCUGAGCAGGCUUCUGAACUGCAAAGUUGAAGAACAUCCUGAUGUUUACAUUGCAUCUACUGUACGCAACCCACAGACGUAUGACUGCUUCAAGAAAGAAUUAGAAAUGGCUGGACUGAGACACGUCGUCAUGAAAGAUUCUGUCGCUCAAGUAUUUCCAUACAACCGAGCCUCCACUAUAGAAAUGAUCAAAAUAUAUGUAUGACAGAUACGAUCUCUUUGUAAUAAAGUAUU
Messenger RNA from Sinocyclocheilus rhinocerous, 1172 nucleotides. It is a transcript of the gene eef2kmt, whose product is annotated as eukaryotic elongation factor 2 lysine methyltransferase. Gene Ontology annotation, cellular component: protein-containing complex. Lineage: Eukaryota; Metazoa; Chordata; Actinopteri; Cypriniformes; Cyprinidae. The record is from RefSeq and is a predicted model, not a curated record. Bases 139 to 1143 code for a protein of 334 amino acids. The transcript is spliced from 8 exons.